Molecule: messenger RNA, 1503 nt
Organism: Opisthorchis viverrini
Lineage: Eukaryota; Metazoa; Platyhelminthes; Trematoda; Opisthorchiida; Opisthorchiidae
Exons: 10
Coding region: 1-1302 (433 amino acids)
Biological process (GO): response to endoplasmic reticulum stress
Cellular component (GO): endoplasmic reticulum lumen
Molecular function (GO): protein disulfide isomerase activity; protein-disulfide reductase activity
Source: RefSeq, a predicted model, not a curated record
AUGGAUGUACGCGAGUUGGGAUACUUCCCAGUAUAUAGUCUCCUCUGUUUCCUAUGCCCCGUACUGGGCUUGUACAGUUCCAACGAUGAUGUGAUCGAACUUACCCCUAGCACCUUCAAUCGGGUCACUUCGGAUGAUUCCGUUUGGUUCGUAGAGUUUUAUGCCCCCUGGUGUGGACAUUGUAAGAACUUAGCCCCUGAAUGGAAACAGGCAGCCACAGCACUCAAGGGUGUUGUCAAGUUGGCCGCCGUGAACGCAGACGAGCAUUCCUCAUUGGCAAACACUUACAAUGUGAAGGGUUUCCCGACUAUCCUGAUGUUUGUGAAAGAUAAGCAUAAAACCUCCACGCCCUACACAGGUGGUCGACAGGCUUCACACAUUGUUAAGGAGGCUUUGGAUCAGGUCAAAAAGCUCGUGGAAUCCAGAAUGGGUCAGGAGUCUUCGCAGAGUGGUGGUGGGUCGGGCCGGACCGAUGUGGUGGAGCUGACGGACAACAACUUCGAAGAUGUUGUUCUGAAGAGUGAGGAGCCCUGGUUGGUGGAAUUCUUCGCGCCUUGGUGUGGACACUGUAAAAACCUCAAACCGCACUGGGAGACUGCUGCUACUGAGUUGAAAGGUGUCAUGAAGGUUGGUGCCGUGGACGCCACUGUGCACAAUCAACUGUCUCAGAAAUACGGGAUCCGUGGAUUCCCAACGAUCAAGUUCUUCCCUGCUGGCUCAAAAAAGAAUACAGACCCUGUGGACUACGAUGGUGGUCGGACGUCUGAUGACAUAGUGCGAUGGGCCAUGGAUAAGGCAGAGGCAUCGAUGCCCGAUCCCGAAUUGACCGAGAUCACUUCAUCUGCAGUGUUCUCGGACGCCUGCGAAAAACACCAAAUCUGUGUCAUCAGCGUCCUACCAAGCCUAUACGACUGUCAGUCCGAUUGUCGUAAUCAGCACUUGAACACGAUCAAACAACAGGCAGCAGAGUACAAGAAACAGAAGUGGGGGUGGGUCUGGACAGAAGCACUAAAGCAACCGGAGUUGGAAAAAAUGUUUGAUAUUGGUGGGGCGGGAUACCCGGCUAUGGUUGCUGUUCACAGCAAGAAGCUGAAACGUGCCACUUUGCGUGGAUCGUUUAGCACGGAGGGCAUUCACGAUUUCCUGCGUUCCCUGCUCCAUGGUGAUCCACAAUUGCAACUGUUUCCCGUGCGUGAAUUACCAAAGAUCUUGACUGUGGAUCCUUGGGAUGGAAACGAUGCUCCUCCAAUCGAAGAAGACGAAAUUGACUGGGAGGAAAUGGGAAUCAAGCGCGAUUUGUAGUGUCACUGAGCUUACCGACAGGACGUCCGUUUUAUCUCUGGAUGAUGAUUUGUUAUCCGCUUUCUCCUAACCGAUUGAAGGAUUGGUCCUUUUCAUGUUUUUUGUUUUUCACUGCAUACGUUUCUCUGCUGCAAACCUGGUGACGGCUGAUUUUUUGCCGUCACUAGCAUGGAUGCGUCUUUAUAUAUUGUUCUUUCUAUG